AGGUAUGGUUGCGUCUAUCAGGAUCGGCGUGCUGAGGCAUAUGUUAUACCGUCUGAUAUUUUGGGCGGCUAUAUUGUUAUGCCUCUCACAACUGUUGAUAACGUUGUGGAGAUCGGACCGGCCGAUGGCAAUGAAGUCCGGCAACAUCAACACRAGGAUGAUCCUGCAGAAUAUGAUUGAUUUUCAUACCGCACGGACGACCACACCGCCGUACGAGAGCCUGUUGACCGUCGAACCGUGGGUUGACAARCUGUCCGUGCAAUCGGAACAGCUGAUCAUGGACCAAGUACAAAAACGGUUGCCCAAUCUGCCGGUGACGUAUUGGAACCAGAACAAGAACAAAGCGAUGUACUACAAAAAUGAGAGUUGCGCCAAAUUCCCGAGUAUUUACGAAUUGGAAUUCAACAACGUGUACUGGCAGUCGCUGCAGACAUCCAACGGGUCGUUUCACCUCUACAGCGCUUACUACGACGUACGAAAGUUGAGCAGGAUCGGSCCGGCUGUCCGGAUACUUGGCAUGAUCAACCGGAUAGAGCCGACGGUCAAGACUCACUGUCAGUUUUGGUUCGACGACCACAGGCAGCCGGUGAUCGUGAGAAUCAUGGAAUACAAAUACAUAUGGUACAAAAAGUGGGGCAACUACAAGCAGGGCAUAUUCCAACCGUAUCUGAUCGCCUGCCAGAUACCCAAGUCCCACCACCACGCCGUGCCCGCGUCUGUGUCGUUGGUGGAGAACGUGUGCGACAAGGCCACCAACAAUCUGCGCGUGGUGUACAACCGGCCGGCUGAGAAGAAAGGCUUCGCGGUGUGCGUCAAGGGCCUGGACUUCCUGUACGAAGACCUGUCAGUGCGGUUGGUCGAGUGGAUAGAGCUGCUGCACAUCCUGGGCGCGGACAAGAUCUUUUUUUAUCAGCUGCAAGUGCACCCGAACAUCAGUAAGGUCCUCGACCACUACGAGUCCGUGGGCCGUGUGCACGUGACGCCGUUGACGUUGCCCGGCGGCCAGCCUAACGUGCCGGGUUUCCAGCACUUGUACCUGACCAAAAAGGUGAACCACAAGCGGCAGAACGAGCUGAUACCGUACAACGAUUGCCUGUAUCGGAACCUCUACUCGUACGACUACAUAGCGCUGUUGGACAUCGACGAGGUGAUAAUGCCGAUACGRACCAGGACGUGGAAGGAGCUGAUGGAUACCGUGAUGGWGAAGGCGCUGGCUAUCAGGAACGAGACCCGCGCCUCGUACAACGUCCGGAACGUUUAUUUCCUGGACGAUCUGAUUCACACUCACGGUUGGUUCAAGACCAUGCCCAAGUACAUGCACAUGUUACAGCACGUGUACAGGAGCAAGAACUACACGAAACCGAACCAGUAUGUGAAAUGUUUUCACAACCCCGAGAGAGCGUUGACGCUGCAUAAUCAUUUCCCACUGGCGUGCCUGAGCCAGGGCUGCACAUCGUACGCCAUGGACACGGCGGACGCACAUCUGCAACAUUAUCGGGCCGACUGCGUWAAGACUCUGAAGAAAACUUGCACCGAGUUCAGACAGAACAGCGUGAUCGACACGACCAUCUGGAGGUACAAAAGGGAUCUCAUAUCAAAAGUGUCGAACACGUUGUCGUCACUGGGCUUUUUCCCAGCCAUAUGACGAAAAACAAAACAUAAUAUAAUAUCGUAAUCAAUCGUUUGUCCACAAAAACAGGGUACCUAAGCGGAAAAAGUGAUGUUGUUGCGCAUACGCGAAAUACAAAAGUUAAAAAAUUGUAAUUAAUAUAAGAAUUUAUAAGCCAUUAUAGUUUAGUUUCAUGUGCCGCAAACCGAUUUCAAAUAGWUAUGUGUAGAGUACCUACCUGUACUGGGUAAUUUUUUAAGCAAAUGAUUCAUACAGUACACGCUGUUUGUGUGAGCACACGGUAUAAUAUAUGAACGACGACAAUUAGACUAUUUUCAUAUUAUUACGACGUAUAUAUUCGUAUUUGAAAACYGUACUUGCACGUGCGAUGACUACGUUUUAUGAGAUAUGUAAAUAGCUUAUUACACGCGCGUCACACCUAUAGAAAUAUAAAUUAUUAUUAUUGAAAUAGGACGUACCUAUUCAUACAUAUUCAUACCUACAUAACGUGAAUACUCAAUCACCGAAAAAAUAAAUUUACAUACCUAUGCGUUGCAAAAGACUGGACCCAUACAGCGAGUGCGAUCUCGCGAAAUUCCGAAUUUUAUACGACUUAUGAAAUUAUAUUUUUUAAGUUGUUCGAAUGGGACAACUUUAUACAAUUAUAUUAUUAACACGUUUUAUUUUCUUAUAAUGAUCCAAUGUUGAUUCGAUUGGUUAUUUACAAAUAUUAGAAUUUAUACGUUUCAAAUGCCAAAGGACCGACGAUCAAGAUUUGAKGUUUAAAAACACUAAUUAUUUCUUACUUUUCUUAAGAUUUAUUUUCCUUCGAAUCGUAUAAUAGAUAUUUCACUAUUUUUGAUAUCCUAUAUACUGUUCAUGUAUUUAUAAAGUAUUUUUAUGUAUAUGCCAACUAUUAGCAGGUACUAUUUUGGUAGUAGGUACUCUAUUGUACACAGGCUUAGUACCAUUAWACACAAGACAUUUUAUUGAUGUUUGACAUAUAUUUUAUUAUUGAUUUGCCAGAUGUAUUAUUUUUACUUAAAAAUAGUACCUAC
Molecule: messenger RNA, 2667 nt
Organism: Diuraphis noxia (Russian wheat aphid)
Lineage: Eukaryota; Metazoa; Arthropoda; Insecta; Hemiptera; Aphididae
Cellular component (GO): cytoplasm
Molecular function (GO): glycosyltransferase activity
Source: RefSeq, a predicted model, not a curated record